AUGACGAAUGUUCGCAGUGCAACUUUGGAUGCUGUUUUGACACACUCAGGAUCUGGGUCUUUUCAGCUGCCUUGGGAGAUUGGAGUUUUCGCUGAAAUUUUUGGAACUGAGCAUGGAAGGAUUCUGCCUAUGGUUGAAAGGGUUGCGGAUCCUGGAGCAACCAUCGAAAAGGCAGAGGCCAGCACCUGUUCGCCUAUGGUCGAAUCUGUGUCCGGCGCUCACAAUCAUUCGCGGAAGCUUUUUCUUGGGCAUGCUGUUUCUACAGAGCUGGGACGAGUGCAUCCGACUCCGGAGGAGCAACUGUCGCUGAUGGCGCAACGCUUUGAGUUGAUUCUUGCUCAUUCCUUUGAGGCCUCAGUUUUGGGAAGAAGAAUUCAGGACCUCGACAGAGAAGAGAGGCUGGCCAAGAUCGAGCUUGCUCUUGGUGGCAAGUCGCUCGGCACCCUGAAAAAGAGAUAUGGGCAGGCUGCUCGAUUUGUGACCUGGGCGAAUGGUGAAAACAUGGUCGCUUUUCCAAUAGCUGGGCAAGUGGCUGAGGAAUACUUACAGCAUUUGUCUACGUCGGCUGCGAGACACUCUGCUUUGACUGGGGCGAUUGAGAGCAUGAAUUUUCUCCACCAUGUUCUUGGAGUGGACAUGGAUCCAAGAGCAUGUCUUGCACCUGUGGUUCAGGGCAUCCUUCGUAAGGCACGAAAGAAUCGGCCCCCGAAGAAGCAGGCCCGGGCACUCAAAGUUUGCGAGUUGCUGGAUCUUGAGAAUGCCCUAACAUCCCACGACUACAGCGCAAUUGACAGAUUUUGCAUUGGCUGUUUUCUCGCUGCUGUAUACGGACGCGCAAGGUUGGGGGAUCUUAGAGUGAUCGAAGGAGUGCUUUUGGACUUCACUGAGAACCAGGCCGACUCUUGUGGUUACCUGGAAGUGGUGUCGCUUUCCCACAAGUGCAGCAUGGCCAGCAACCGUCAGGGGUUACGGUUGCACCUUGUGAUUCCUGCAAAAGGCAUUGGGCCCCGAUGCUGGGGUCGCGACUUUGUGCAGGUCGCAAAAGAGUGCGGUCGUGAUCUGGACAAAAUUUCGAGCGGAGAACCCUUGCUGUAUAUGCCGGAUGUGCAUGGUGGUUUUUCUGACGUCCCUGCUGAGACUGCUACCUUUACCGCAUGGAUUGCUGAGAUCUUGGGAACGAUGCCGAGUUUCUGUGGUGAGCGCAUUACAGGCCACACUGCAAAGCACACGCUUCUUGAGUGGAUGGGAAAGGCUGGCUUGGAUCUGGACAAUCAAUCUUUGCUGGGACAUCACGUAUUGGUGGGCAGAAACUCUGCUUUGACGUAUGCGAGGGACCAGCAAUCUUCCCCUGUGAGAAAGUUGGAAGCUAUGCUGUCAGAUGUGAGACUGGGAGUGUUCUUGCCAGAUGUGAGUCGUUCUGGAAUGUUCGCAAAGAACCCGAAACCUCUUGGUAUCAUUUCCUUGGCGCCGCAGGAUCAGCCCGGAGAGUCGGGGCAAGCUGAGCCGAGCCCAGUGGUCUCAGAAGUGGGCGAAUCUACCGCUGAUCGAGUUGGACUCGAAGCGGAGUGGGAGCUGCCUAAUGCUUCUGAGAACAUGUCUGAGGAGAUGUGGUACAAGCAGCUCGCUGAUGAUGACGGUGGCGCAUUUUCGGAUGCCCCUGAUGAUGCCAUUGGACUGGGUGUUUUUGACGAAGAUCCUGCUGCUGAAGAUUCAUUUGAACCUGGCUCAUCAUCCUCGAGUGAAUCGUCAAGUGAUGAGUCUCUGGAUGAGAAAGUGCAAGCUUGUGGAGCCUUGGCCAGCAGCUCCCGAUCCGAUGUUGGGGCAGAAUGUUCUGUGUACCAGAAUCGCAUGACGAAGAAGCUGCACCUACUUCCGCGGGGCAGCUCCUCGAACAAGUUCGUGUGUGGGCGACUGCUAGAUGACAAGCAUCGAGAGUUUGUUGGAGGUGUGAUGGUUGCUUCCAUGAAGUGCAUAUCCUGUCACCGAGGCAAGCCGAUCAAUGAUGUAGGUGCUCUGUGCCACGCUCUGGAUGCAGCCUCAAAGAGGCGCAGAACCAGCGGGGCCUGA
Symbiodinium natans is the source of this 2067-nucleotide messenger RNA. Lineage: Eukaryota; Dinophyceae; Suessiales; Symbiodiniaceae. The record is from the annotation of a GenBank genome assembly.